GUAUUAAGCUCAGUUUAAUUAUGUUGAUGAGCAGGGUGCGUCUUGAUUCUUGAUGAUCAUUAAUUUUCGCCAAAGUAAUUUCAUUCCCCCUUAACCAACAGCUAUGUCUGUUGUCGAGUACCUUCGACUAUGGCAUCAGUGUAACACGGAAAUCAAUUGGCAAACUGAAAGUGAGUGGUUGAAACUUCUUUACAAACGGUAUAUUCCUGAUGGCUCGGCAGACGAUGUCACGAGCGUUAUUACGUUGCUUAACAGGCUGGAGGAGCGGAAAUUUAUUGGGAUUGAUCGUCUAGGUGUAUUGAAAGAAUUACUAAGGGGUAUAAAAAAGUGGAAUCUCCUUCGAAUAUUGGAGCGAUUCGAAAUUAAGAGAAAGGACUACAGACAGUUACUGGAGCAGAUAAGUCGUACACUCGAAGAGUCCAAUGAACUGCCACGACUCAUUUCAAUCUGCAGAAGACAAAAUCUGAUAGUUCGUGAAAGCGAAGAACACAUCAAAAAUGUCAAUGCAUUAUUCACAACGUUAGAACAACAAUGCAAAUUGGGGAUAGAGGACCUCACUAUCCUGAAAACCAUAGCAAUCGAGGUGGAGAAACCAGAUUUGUGCAGACUAUUGGAGGAAUUCGAGAAGAGGAGAAAACAGGAAGAAGAUGCCGAGAGGUGGGACGACAACAUACGAAGAGCAGGAGUUGGAGCCGCUUCUGUUCUUUCUCGUGGAAUGAUUAUUGUUGGAAAAGUAGGAGCUGGAGCCGCUCUUGCUUAUUCUGGUGAAAUAAUAAGCAGAGAAUUAAUAGGAGCUGUUACACCUCACUGUACUUUCCACAAUCUUGUUGGUGGUACCGUGGUCGUCUCUACAUUGAUGGUCCUUCGCAAGAGUCGCAACAUGGAAGAAUUUACCAAUGCUUUCAAAGAAGCUGUUCUUCCAUUGGGAAAUUUCUUGCGUGCAAUUGGUGAAGGAUCGAUCCGAUUUACGAUUCAAGCAGAAAAUAUUUUCGCUCUUGACGCACUAUGGCAAAGUUAUCAGGAUGAAACACUACAGACAAAUUUACAAGAGUUUCUUGUUACUGAGGAAAUAGAGCAGCUGACAGGUGGUGAAGUGAGAUUGACUGUGUACAUCGACGAAGAUGAAUACAGAAAUGCCAGGUUGGAUUUGAUGAUAUCAGGAAUAGAAGAGAUGAAACUUGAAGAGGAAAGAGGAUUAAAAGAACGGGCAAGUUCUGAUUCAGACCUUCUGAAAGAACGAAACAUGACCACAGCCAAUACAAGAGAUCCUUUUCCAGAGAGGGAGUUUUUACCAUUUGACAGAAAACUGCGAGUAGAAGAAUAUUUGGAAAAUCUUCAAGAGACCUUCAGCGAAAUCACACUACCGAGUGAUAGCGGAGCUGGGACUUUGAGUAGUGCGACUUCUGAAUAUGGAUUUGACAAAGGUGAAAGAGACAGACUUGAAAAGCUCGACCAGGUUGAAGGGUUAAUCAAAGAUGUCAGUGAGAAUUGGGACAGCCUUCAGGAAGCAUACAGAAAUGCAUACCCGUACGAAGGUUAUAUGAUCAGGAAAGAAUUGGAAAAGAUCAGAAUGACUCUAGGAACCGUGAAAGAGAUGGAAAAAGAGUGGAUGAUUGCAGAACCUAUUUUGUUAUCGUCAAGCAGUGCUGAAGCCGUUAUACAACAAUUGAAAAACCCUCUGCAGCUAGAUCAAGGCUUCUUCAAAAAUCCGACCACAGGGAACAAAAGAGCUAUCCGUGUCUUGGCAAGAAAAGCCAAAAAUUUAAAACGAUUCGACGUGUUUAAGUACUUAAGAGAGAUUACACCACCAGGAACGACAGGUCCUCGGUUACCUGAGAAUAUGCUCAUCAAGGAGAUGCCAGAAUAUAAAAAAGGUUUUUCAAAAGUUUUGAAAUCUUGGGAUCCAACAAGGAGACUGGAUUUGAGACAAAGCGACAUGAGAUACCGAGAGAGCACUUCCUUAAUGGAUGUUCUCGCCAUGCGACACGACUUAAGAACAGUGG
Messenger RNA from Pocillopora verrucosa, 2003 nucleotides. NCBI's taxonomy places the organism in Eukaryota, Metazoa, Cnidaria, Anthozoa, Scleractinia, Pocilloporidae. The record is from RefSeq and is a predicted model, not a curated record.